GAAAUGGAUGCCUGCCUGUGCUCAAGAAAGUUACUAAUUACUAGAUAAGAGAUGUACAUGAAAGAAAGUCCACCUUUAUCCAGUCAGGAUAUGUGGAAUAUAAAGGCACUGCUUAUGGAAACUUUAGGCAGAACCAAUAAGACUCUAAUCUUCAAGAUCACUCUGCUUGGAUUCAGGAACCUCCAUCCACCACAGAUCCUGCUUCUGUCCAUGGCAUUUUCCAUGAUCUACGUUGUGACAGUGGUUGGGAAUAUCCUCAUUGUAAUAAAAAUUGUGGCAGAGCCACAACUCCACACCCCCAUGUAUUUCUUCUUGGCUAACCUGUCCUGCUUAGAGACAUGCUAUACAACAAACAUCAUCCCUGCUAUGAUCUCAGGCUUUUUGAUGGAAGGGAAACACUUUUCCAUCAAUGGAUGCUUACUCCAGGCUUAUUUUUUUGGGGUCUCUUGGAGCUACAGAGUGUUUCCUUUUAGGAGAAAUGGCUUAUGAUAGAUACUUAGCAAUAUGCUACCCACUUCACUAGACCAUCCUCAUGAACCACUCGGUGUGUAUCCAGCUUGCCAUUGGUACAUGGCUUGGCACUUUUAUAAGCAUUGGUGUGGUUUUAUACCUAGUCUCCAAGGUACCUUUCUGUGGUUCCCAAGUAGUGGAUCAUUUUUUCUGUGACUCAACACUGCUGUUGAAACUGGCCUGCACUGAUACUGAGUGGAUUGGCAAGGUCUUAUUCUUCAUAGCCCUCAUUGUUACUCUCAUACCAUUUCUGUUAACAGCAGCAUCUUAUAUAUCCAUCCUAACUACAGUCCUCAGGAUCCCCUCCAGCAGUGGGAGGCAAAAGACC
Molecule: messenger RNA, 838 nt
Organism: Alligator sinensis (Chinese alligator)
Lineage: Eukaryota; Metazoa; Chordata; Crocodylia; Alligatoridae
Product: olfactory receptor 1L4-like
Exons: 2
Coding region: 52-489 (145 amino acids)
Biological process (GO): G protein-coupled receptor signaling pathway
Cellular component (GO): membrane
Molecular function (GO): G protein-coupled receptor activity; olfactory receptor activity
Source: RefSeq, a predicted model, not a curated record